Molecule: messenger RNA, 200 nt
Organism: Ambispora leptoticha
Lineage: Eukaryota; Fungi; Glomeromycota; Glomeromycetes; Archaeosporales; Ambisporaceae
Source: the annotation of a GenBank genome assembly
AUAAAACUAAAGCACUUCGAAAAGUAUUUGACGCAAAAGUAAAUUUACUCAAUACAAUUGAAGAAGCAAAAACAAUCUUCAACGCUCUAAAUAUACAACAUACCUUUGAUAAACUUUACGAAGUACUUGACGGAACGCAAGAUACUUCUGAAGAAGAAAGUGAAUAUCACCAAGACGACCACGAUAUAAAAGAUACGUAG